ACCUGGUACAUCUAUAAAAACCUCUUAAUUUCAUUUCAUUAUUUUUUGACCCAAAAUCAAAGACAUCAAUAUUUUUUUAAUCAAAUUAUCAUAAAUUCGGGUCCUAAUCUAAACCUCCACCGGAUCUCCUUGUUUUCGUCACAUAUCAAAGUCUUCUUCUUGUUUACAAAUCCAUUGGUUUAAUCAAUCCUUCCUCUGUUGUUGUUGUUGUUGAAGCAUCUCUUUUCUUGAUUUUCAAGAAUCGAAUUUUCUUUCUUAAGGCAGAAUUGGAGUUUUGGCUCUUUCCAUCUCGAUUCCUCCUGUUAAAAGCGUUACUAGGUGAUUGUGUUUCUUCGUCUAUUAUUCCAGCCAUGCAGGGACAGAUUAUGUGUAAUGGAUGCAGGAGCAUUCUUCUUUACCCGAGAGGAGCACCAAAUGUCUGUUGUGCAUUAUGUAGUACAAUUACUGCUGCCCCUCCUCCAGAUUUUCCUGCAGGGAUGGAAAUGGCUCAACUCAUAUGUGGAGGUUGCAGGACAUUGCUAAUGUAUACACGUGGGGCAACAAGUGUGAGAUGCUCCUGCUGUCACACAGUGAACCUUGCGCCAGUGUCUGGCCAGGCUGCUCAUAUCAACUGUAGAAAUUGCCGUACAACACUUGUGUAUCCAUAUGGGGCUCCAUCUGUUAAGUGUGCUCUCUGCCACUAUGUGACCAACGUUAGUAUGGGUAAUGUGAGGGUUGCGCUCCCAACGAAUAGACCUAACGGUACAACUGGAAUGACACCAUCUACUUCAACACAGUCGACAUCCCAAUCUCAAACUCAAACUGUUGUUGUGGAAAACCCUAUGUCUGUGGAUGAAAGUGGAAAACUGGUGAGCAAUGUCGUCGUCGGUAUCACAAAUAAAAAAUGAUGCGGUGAAUGCACGGAAAGAAAGGGAUUCGAACCCUCGGUAAACAAAAGCUUACAUAGUAGUUCCAAUGCUACGUCUUGAAUCACUCAGCCAUCUCUCCUGCAUAAUGAUUAUGGCCCUGAACCCGACUGAAUUGGUUGAAUAGGUAUGGUGGUUGUUCUGUAAUGUUCUUAACCUCUCUAGGAGCAUCCUUGAUGAUGAUUCGGUAUACAGGCACCUAGCUAUUCUCUUUUCCGAUCUUUCUUUCUUAACUGAACUUCCGUGAGGAAUCUCACUACGACCUUCCUCGUAUCUGGAUACCUAGAUAUGCAUUGGCAUUUUUAUUUUAAGAGUGUCAUCUUAAGAAAUAUUUAAAUAUAAAUAAUUUUAAAAAUUUAUUUAAUUCUAAUUGUUUAUAUUA
Molecule: messenger RNA, 1287 nt
Organism: Ricinus communis (castor bean)
Lineage: Eukaryota; Viridiplantae; Streptophyta; Magnoliopsida; Malpighiales; Euphorbiaceae
Product: protein LSD1
Exons: 9
Coding region: 351-887 (178 amino acids)
Source: RefSeq, a predicted model, not a curated record